Messenger RNA from Hordeum vulgare subsp. vulgare (domesticated barley), 1911 nucleotides. Its product is annotated as sugar transport protein 5-like. The coding region runs from base 448 to 1641 and encodes 397 amino acids. The record is from RefSeq and is a predicted model, not a curated record. NCBI's taxonomy places the organism in Eukaryota, Viridiplantae, Streptophyta, Magnoliopsida, Poales, Poaceae. The transcript is spliced from 5 exons. Gene Ontology annotation, molecular function: carbohydrate transmembrane transporter activity.
ACCCGAUGCCCCCCUCCCCCACUACCACCGGGGAGGAAAAACAACACACUCCAGUGACCAGACCUUCUGGUGCGAGAUAGCUACGCCUACGCCUGCUCCUCCUCCUCCUCGGUCUCUCCCGCUGUCCACCUCCGAUCCCCUCCCCUCCUCCGCCCAUUCCCCUCGUUCUCCUCACCGCCUCCGGCCCCGAGGUCCGGCGACAGAGACACGCGGCGCAGUCGCGGGCUGGCGUUCAGCUCGCAGGUUCUUGCCCCGGAGCUCGUCCAUUCGCGACCUCGCCGCCAUCCGGAUCGGAGCAGAAGCUCGCCGCCGGCGUCCUCCGCGUCCGUCCGUCCGUCCGCUGGGGGUGGAGCCGGGAGCACAAGUGGGCUGGCGGCUUCGCCGCUGUUGCUUGUUGGUGGCGGUAGCCUCUGGAACACUCUCACUGCAGCAGUUGGCGCGGUCAGCAUGCAGUCAUAUUGGGCAGCGCUCUUCCGUAACGCCGCCAUGGAAAAGCGGGAGAUGCAUUCCUUGUGCAGCGAUUAUGCACAUAUAUUUGACUUGUCACCAGAGAAUACAAGCCUGGGCUGCUACAUCGCUCCCAAUUUGGGGCGCCUGCCUGUCUUGCUAAAACGUUCUGUCCUCCUUACUGGAAGCGCAAUUUUGACCAUUGCCAUCCGCUACAGAGCUCUGCUGGACAGAUGGAUACUGCAAAAAUGCGCCGUCACCCAGGGUGCACCUGUUCAGUCCACCAUGAUGUUGCGAUCCUGUUGGCAGGAUAGAUCCUUGCCUUUGUUUGUUGGCAUUGGUGUUCUAAUGGCAAGGUUCUGUAGCUACAUUACCAUUCAGAGUCAUAACAAUAAUCGGCAAGUCAUCCACGGCAUUGAAGCUAACCUUCAGGGCGAUUCUGUCAUUGAGAGUAACGAGUUGUGCAAUCGGCAAUCCGUCCUUCCAAGUUUGCUUGGCAGCAAGCACGAUUAUGUCCGUUUGCUGCUUCAUUUUAUUUGUAGCACUGCCAUUUUUAAGGCGCCAAAGGUCCUCAGCUUCAAGGGAAGAGGCAUACAAAAGAAUUAUGAUAUCAAUGCACUUUGGAGUAUCGUGGCGAGAAAUGGACAAUAUCUCACAUAUAUCGGAGCGUUGGUGACUCUGCAGAUAUUUCUGCAGAUAAACAGAGUGAACACCACCACUUCCCUGCUGCCAAUGCUGUUUCAAACAACAAGUUCCAGGAGCAAAGCUGCGGUUUUCAGCAAGAUGGUGAUAAUUCUGAUUAACUCAUGUGGCAUUCUUGGAUCCGCCUUCACGACAAAACAUCACGGCCGUGCGGCAACAUUAACCGUCAGCAUUGUUCUAAUGGUAUUUUGCCAGAUGGCGAUUCCAUCGAUCGUCGAAUUCCACAUGGGGCUUGGCGGUGGAAGCCGAAUGCCUCGAAUGUACACCACUGCGAUGUUCUUGCUCACCUGCGUCGUCUCCUGCGGCCUCAGUUGGUCAUGGGGCUCUAUGUUCUGGACCAUUCCUGGUAAAAAGGUCCACUCGGCUGGUCAGCUUCUGGGCAUGGCUCUGAAUUUCGCCCUCUGCUUCGCCCAGAUGCAGUACUUCCUGAUGAUGCUGUGGCGGCUGAAGAAUGCCAUCCUUGCCUACUAUGCCAUGUGGAUUUGGUCAUGAUUAAAUUAGGUUCUGCACAUAAACCAUGGCCAGGUGAUUGUGCCGUGGAGUAGCUUAGUGUAUCUACAUCUGAUGUCAUCCUUUUUCUUGGACAUAUUUUUUGUAUAGUUUUUUUCCGGUAAGAACCUUCCCAGAUGGUUCUCCUGUUAGCUUGCAGGGGUCGUAUCUGUAGUUGGUCACACUGUCUAUAUAUGUAACUAGAAGCAUACGCGCGCUUCGCUGUGCUGAUCUUCGAUGUGGCGAUUUUCCCUUACUUAUUUUUUUCUUGCA